Molecule: messenger RNA, 5124 nt
Organism: Staurois parvus
Lineage: Eukaryota; Metazoa; Chordata; Amphibia; Anura; Ranidae
Source: the annotation of a GenBank genome assembly
AUGGCGGCCCCGGUAUCUCCAGUAGGGAAGCGGCUGAGGCUUCUGUUUGACGAAAGCUCCGCCGGACGGCAGGGAGUCCCGGGAGAGCCGUCUGUCCCGCUGGGGAAGCGGGCCUGGGAGGGCGGAACCGUGCGGGGCCUGAAGGGAGCGGCGCCCGAGGAGCUGGCGGUAUAUGUGGAAUUUGACCAGAAAAGUUCUAGGAGACCUUCAUGGGUACAAGUUCAUGGAGCAGAUGUCUUGGUAAUCUUACUGGAAGGACCACUAGUUUGGUCACCAAGGAAGGAACCUAUAAUUAUCCAAGGGAGCCGUGUUUGCCCCACUCAUUGGCCUGCUUUGACAUUCACAACUUUGGUGGAUAAAUUAGGACUGGGAACACUGGUCCCUAUAGAGUUUCUCCUAGAAGAAAUACUGCAUUUUCUUCCAGAUGCCAGUACACUUCGUCUUUAUCAGCAGAUGGGAGUAGACAGCCACAAACUGGUUUUGAAAGAACAGCCUCUAUUGAAGGAUGCUGUAACUGAUGUAAUCAAUUCAAGAAAAGUCCAGGAGAUCAUUUUACGAGGAAUUUGCAGUAUUCAAGGUCAGGAGGUUAAAGUGUUCAGGCCAGAUGAAGAUGAAGAUUGGGUUUAUGGGCUUGUGACCCAUCAAGAUCCCAUUAGCCGUAUAAUAAAUGUAACAAUGAGUGAAGGAGGUGAGACUGUGAUGAUUGAUCCAAAAUUAGUACACGUGGUGCUAGUUACGACGACUCCGUCUUAGAACCUGAGGAUACACUCAUAAAAGUAACAAAAGCAUCAAAAUCUAAGAAGAAAAAAGAAACUGCAGAUGGGAGGGAUGGCCGACGAAGAAAAAACCCUGACACAGAAGGUGAUUUCUCUGCAAAGAAGCAAAAAGCUGAGAAGAAAGAUUCAGAUAGCACUGGUGGGGAUUCUAAUGAGGUCAGUCAAGGAACCUGGAAAGGAAGCAGCAUCACAGAUCCCACAGCAGAGUCCAGAUCAAAACAACUAUUGCACUUUGUUCCACAAAUGAAUCCUAAUAUUCGUUUUGCAACUUACACCAAAGAGAAUGGCCGCACUUUAGUUGUGCAAGAUCAGCCUGUUGCCGAUGGGACUACUUUUCCAUCAUUUAGUGUCAUAGCAAGUCAAACUUCAUUGAGGUCUGAAUCGGUGAGAUCUGGGAGCAAAGUUGACAAUGUUGAAAGCACAACUGAGACAGCAGCUUCUGCAGGAGUAACUCCAACCACAGUACGGAUUUCUGACGUUGUUCUUUCCAAUGUGACAGCAGAAGAAAAUAACAAGUCUGGCUGGGCCAUUGGAGAGAGUUUCAAAAAGCCAGUGCCAGUAAGUAGUGGCUUUGGGAUGUCGGUCCACCCGUUAACAUUUGGAGAGGGUCGAAAUCCAGCGAAUGGUACAGUACAAGGUACCAGUUCAGUUGGAUUCCAAUUUGGGUCAAGUCUACAAGAAGAUUCAAAAGAUACAGACUUAUCUAAAAACCUGUUUUUUCAGUGUAUGUCCCAAAAUGUUCCACCCAGCAACUAUUUUACAGCUAUAUCAGAGAGUUCGGUAGAAGAGCCUUCAAACAAGGACCCAUUUAAACAAAGUAAGGAAGGUCUGUCUUCAACCCUUUUUAAGCCUAAACCUCUCAUUCCUUCAGAAACUAAACUAAAUUCAAAAUUGCCUUUUUCUGAUUCUAUGCCAAAACUUACUCCAGCAUUUCCUGGGAAAGUGCCCACUGCAAAGCCACCUGAGACGCAUGAAAAUCUCUUUCUGCAGCCUCCAAAGCUGUCCCGUGAGGAUCCAUCAAAUCCAUUUUUAGCCUUUUCAAAUACAAAAGAUGUUUCACCAUUUGGAUUUUCAAACCAGCCAGUUCAAAGUUCGUUAUCUGGUACACCUACAUCUCUACUGUGGCAAGAUAAGCAUAAAGCUGAUGACCCUGGAUCUUUAUUGAAAAAUAAACCUCUGUUUCUUUCAACUGAGCCUUUAAAAAUGUUGCCUAUUCCUUCUACGCCAUCAGUUAAUGAAUCUCUUCAAAGCUCUGCCUUUUUGGGAAAUGGGAGGUCAAAUUCUCCAGCAAAUAGCUUGAACCAGCCUAUUGAGAUGCCAACAUUGUCAUCAAGUCCAACUGAAGACAAACCCGCAAUAGCAUCUGGGCAGUUGGACAAUCCAUUGCUAAGAACUUUCACUGCUCUGUCAAGUAGACUACAGCCUGGUGUUGUUUCUUCCACUGAAUUCUCUCACGAUGGGAAAGCAGCUUUUGAGUCUGUUAAUAGAUUCACUCUAGAUGAACGAAGCAGAACAUCAAAGCAAGAUUCUGAUUCCAGCACUAAUAGUGACUUAAGUGACCUGAGCGAUUCAGAGGAGCAGUUGAGUUCUAGAGCUGGCUAUAAAGGGAUCCCAGAGCAUCUUGUUGGAAGGCUGGGACCUAAUGGAGAGCACAGUGUUGACUUACUUUUGGGAAAAGGAAGGGGAAAACAAGUGGCAAAGGGAAGGCCGAGAACUACUCCACUCAAAGUAGGGCAAUCGGUUUUGAAAGAUAUGAGUAAAGUAAGAAAGUUGAAGCAGUCAGGCGAACCUUUUCUUCAAGAUGGAUCUUGCAUCAAUGUUGCACCACAUUUGCACAAGUGUCGUGAGUGCAGAUUAGAGCGGUACCGGAAAUUUAAAGAACAAGAUCAAGAUGAUUCCACUGUGGCUUGUAGAUUCUUUCACUUCAGGAGGCUGGUUUUCACACGGAAAGGAAUUCUUCGUGUUGAAGGUUUUCUGAGUCCUCAGCAAAGUGAUUCUGAAGCAAUGCGGCUCUGGGUUCCCUCCUCAGUUCCUGCUGAAGGCAUUGACUUGGAGACCUCGAAAUAUAUCCUAGCUAAUGUUGGAGAUCAGUUUUGCCAGUUAGUCAUGUCAGAGAAAGAAGCCAUGAUGAUGGUGGAGCCGCAACAAAAAGUAGCCUGGAAACGAGCGGUCAGAGGUGUUAGGGAAAUGUGUGAUGUCUGUGAGACAACACUUUUCAACAUUCAUUGGGUGUGUCGCAAGUGUGGAUUUGGUGUCUGUCUUGAUUGCUAUAGACUGAGAAAGAACAGGCCUCGUAGAGAAGAUGAGGUGACUGAUGAAGAAGUAUUUUCCUGGUUGAAAUGUGCAAAAGGACAGCCUCAUGAACCUGAAAUCCUUAUGCCCACACAAAUUAUCCCUGGCACUGCUCUUUACAACAUUGGGGAUCUGGUCCAUGCUGCAAGGGGGAAAUGGGGUAUUAAAGCAAACUGUCCAUGUAUUAGCAGACACAACAAAACUGUUUUAAGACCGGCAGUCACUAAUGGCAUGUCCCAGCUUCCAAGUUUAAAUCCUUCAGCAUGUGAGGGCACUCUUCCAUCCACUCCCACAGAGUGUAUUGACAGCAUAAAAAUGGAGGAAGAUUUAAAACCAGAAACUGCUGACAUUGUUAUGGAGGACUCAAAGAUUGAACCAAAUAUUAAUCAGGGCAGUGCAGAGAAUAAAACCAACAAACAGCAGUGCCCAGAAACUACCCCCUUCAUCUGCCUUGCACUGGCUGGCUGACCUAGCAGCACAGAAAGCAAAAGAGGAGACAAAAGACCCCAGCUGUGUAAAGACAGUACCACCUAAAGAGUGUUCUGUGGGUUUGGACUCUCUUAAUUCCGGUGCGAAGAGUUCUUCUUCCCCCAAACUUUUCAACAGCCUUUUAUUAGGCCCAGCUGCCUCCAACACAAAGUCAGAAGGUUCCAGUUUAAGAGAUCUUCUCCACUCUGGGCCUGGAAAGUUAUCACAAGGGACAACAGAAGGAGGAGUACCAUUCCCACCUGUAUUUAAUUCUUCAGCAAAGGGGAAAUCUAGCUUGCCCAACUUUCUGGACCACAUUAUUGCUUCUGUCGUAGAGAACAAAAAGACGUCAGAUGCCAGCAAAAGAGCCAGUAGCUCAGCAGAAAGCCUGAAGGAGGGAAAGGAAAUGGUGAUGGGUCUAAACGUUCUGGAUCCACACACCUCACAUUCCUGGCUCUGUGAUGGGAGACUGCUCUGUCUUCAUGACCCUAGUAACAAAAAUAACUGGAAAAUCUUUAGGGAAUGUUGGAAACAAGGCCAGCCUGUGUUAGUUUCUGGGGUGCAGAAGAAACUUAAAUCUGAGUUAUGGAAGCCUGAAGCUUUUAGCCUGGAAUUUGGAGAUCAAGAUGUUGACCUGGUGAAUUGUCGAAACUGUGCCAUCAUUUCAGAUGUAAAAGUGCGAGAUUUUUGGGAUGGUUUUGAAGUUAUUGAAAAGAGAUUACGAGCAGAAGAUGGGACGCCUAUGGUUCUUAAACUGAAGGAUUGGCCACCAGGGGAGGACUUUAGGGACAUGAUGCCUACAAGAUUUGAAGAUCUGAUGGAGAACCUUCCUUUGCCUGAAUAUACAAAAAGAGAUGGGAGGCUUAAUUUGGCUUCUAGGUUGCCCAGCUAUUUUGUCCGACCAGAUCUUGGACCUAAAAUGUACAAUGCCUAUGGAUUAAUAACUGCUGAAGAUAGGAGGGUUGGUACAACAAACUUGCAUUUGGAUGUCUCUGAUGCAGUAAAUGUCAUGGUUUAUGUUGGCAUCCCAAAAGGUGAAAGUGCCCAUGAUGAAGAGGUGCUUAGGACCAUAGAGGAGGGAGAUGCUGAUGAAGUAACAAAAAAGCGUAUUCAUGAUGGAAAAGAAAAGCCUGGAGCUUUAUGGCAUAUUUAUGCUGCCAAAGAUGCAGAGAAAAUACGGGAACUGCUUAGAAAGUAUGGGGACGAACAGGGGCAAGAGAAUCCAUCAGAUCAUGACCCAAUACAUGAUCAGAGUUGGUAUUUAGAUCAGGCAUUGCGUAAGCGUCUCUAUGAUGAAUAUGGUGUACAAGGCUGGGCAAUUGUGCAAUUCCUUGGUGAUGCAGUCUUCAUUCCUGCUGGAGCCCCACAUCAGGUCCAUAAUUUGUACAGCUGUAUAAAAGUAGCUGAAGAUUUUGUGUCUCCAGAACAUGUGAAACAUUGCUUCCGCCUAACGCAGGAAUUUAGGCACCUGUCAAAUACCCACACCAACCAUGAGGACAAGCUACAGGUGAAAAAUAUUAUUUAUCAUGCAGUGAAAGAUGCUGUCGGAACAUUAAGAGCUCACGAAUCCAAGUUGGCUCGAUCAUAG